CCAGCUUAUAAAAACUCUAAAACUUGUCCUCUGUUUCUUAUUAGCCGUUGCUCUCCAAGCCGAGAAAAAUGCUGACUCUACUCUUCUUCUUCUUCUUCUCUCUCGGACUCCUCCUUCUUCUUGGUCUUCUCCUCAAACUCGCAUAUGCCGACGGGGAUUUAACUCUGAUUUUGAAGAAGCAUGUGAAGCGAGAAGCCAUACAAGGAAAGGUGGUCUGGAUCACAGUGGCUAACCGUGGGAUUGGGCAAGCUCUUGCUAAACAGUUUGCAAGUUUAGGUGCCAAGCUUAUUCUUUCUGUUAGGACUGAAGAUGAGCUAGUUCGUCUUAAGAGUGAGCUCAAAGGUAAAUAUGCACCAGAACAUGUCAAGGUUUUGCGUUUAAAUUAUGCUACCGGCGAAACGUGGCUCAAAAAUGAUGUAGAGCAAGCGCUGUCGCUUUUCCCUGGGGCUGGUGUUGAUUAUUUGAUCCACAACGCUGCCUAUGAGCUUCCGAAAUCAAAUGCAGUGGAUGCGAGUGAGGAAAAUCUUAAGACUAUAUUCAAGGUUAAUGUAUUUGAGACAAUAUCUCUCACAAAGUUUGUAAUUCCUCAUAUGCUGAAAAAAGGAGGCGGUCAUUUUGUUGUGAUUAGCAGUGCUGCAGGGAAGAUACCAUCACCUGGACAGGCUAUAUAUGCUGCUUCAAAACAUGCUCUGCAAGGCUACUUCCACACCUUACGUUCCGAGUUCUAUCAGAAGGGAAUCAAGGUUACUGUUGUUUGUCCCGGUCCAAUAGAAACCUCAAAGGGUACAGGAACAUCAACUUCGAAAGACAAGAAGUCUCCUGAGAAGCGUAUGUCAUCUGAAAGAUGUGCAGAACUGAUCGUAAUCGCUGCAUCUCAUAACUUAAAAGAAGCUUGGAUUUCAUAUCAGCCAGUACUGCUCGUGAUGUAUCUAGUGCAGUACAUGCCUUUCCUUGGCUUCUGGCUCAUGGACAAGACGAGAGCUUGUUCGACCUCAACGUACAUUGACACCAACGAACUCUUUACAGAAAUGAAGGAAAAGUGGGAUGGUCUUGAGAUCAAGACGACUGUGAUUAUAUAUGGAGGAGGAGCCAUUAUUGCUGUUUGUUUAUCUUCCAUUCUUGUUUGGUUAUCUUCCAUUCUUGUUGGUGCCAUCAACUCUGUUCCUCUGCUUCCGAAAGUUUUGGAGGUUGUUGGUCUCGGGUGCACAGGAUGGUUUGUCUACAGAUACCUUCUCUUAAAGUCAAGCAGAAAGGAGUUGGCUGAGGAUAUUGGUUCCUUGAAGAAGAAGAGGGCCGAAUAGAUUCUUUUCAUAAAAAUAAAUAAACAAGCUUUCUUUCCUUCUGGA
Raphanus sativus (radish) is the source of this 1346-nucleotide messenger RNA. RefSeq lists its product as uncharacterized. Bases 69 to 1301 code for a protein of 410 amino acids. The record is from RefSeq and is a predicted model, not a curated record. The transcript has 15 exons. Gene Ontology annotation, cellular component: membrane. Gene Ontology annotation, molecular function: oxidoreductase activity. NCBI's taxonomy places the organism in Eukaryota, Viridiplantae, Streptophyta, Magnoliopsida, Brassicales, Brassicaceae.